Messenger RNA from Theobroma cacao (cacao), 2851 nucleotides. RefSeq names its product DNAJ heat shock family protein. Gene Ontology annotation, molecular function: protein-folding chaperone binding. NCBI's taxonomy places the organism in Eukaryota, Viridiplantae, Streptophyta, Magnoliopsida, Malvales, Malvaceae. Gene Ontology annotation, cellular component: cytosol. The record is from RefSeq and is a predicted model, not a curated record.
CAUUGGUGUUAUAGCUCAUAACAGUCAAGGCCAAAGAGUGGUCAGAGAGGGUAAAGCGGUAAAAGUUAAGGAUACUUUGACAGCAGAAGCUCUGGCUCUGAAGGUGCCUUCUCGGCUAGCAGGGAAUGCUUUAGAAGGGUUGCGGUUGACUGAGCUUCUGCAGUUACUGUUGCUGACGUAGAAGGGAAGGCUCAACCUCAGAAGUGGAAGAUUGCCCUUAUUAUUUCAGAGUUCAGCAAUUGCCCCAAUCAUUUCAGAGUUAGUUUACCAUAAUGCGUAAGUCCAAUCAGGCUGCUGAUUGAGUUGCUAGGCAGUCGAAACAGGGAUGUGCCCAAAAGGUUGCUAAGCAGUUGAAACAGGGGAUAUGGCUCAACAGAACCCCCAUUAUGAGUAAAGAUGGUCUUCGUCAUGAGUUGUUCCUGGCUGAUUGUUACGAGUUGCUUUGGCAUUCUCUUCAUGGCUUCAGUCGUUGUACAAGUGCUUGUGUUCUUUUUAAGUAAUAAACAUCAUUCUUCCUUUGUAAAAACGAAAAAAAAAAAUUUACAACUAUAAUUUGUCCAUCUUGGCACAUGUCUGACGAUUGGAGCAGCCUAUUUGAUCCCCAUAUUUCAAGAAGAAGAAAAAAGAAAUUUCUUCGAGGCAAUGUUUCCGACCUUCAGUCAGAGUCUUUGAAAAGUCCUUCAAAUAGGCAAAGGGGUCCAACUCGAAGGCGCUGCCUUUCAAAAAAUGCCCCUUCGAUGCAGCAUCCAAACGCUGUCCUAAGAUAUAGCUUUACAUUUGCAUUUACGCGGCACUUCCAUUGCAAACUGCGGACCAUGAUCUCCCAGGAAUAGAACAGAACAAAAAACCCAAAAAGGCCAAAGGGAAAAAGCCGAGGACCAAUUCUGAAGAUAAAAUACGUACUUUUAAUUGUAAGACCAAACGGCAAUCUGACUGACAUGUCAGACAUUAGUUUAGUUUCCGUUGGUUUCGGUUAUAUAAACUGAAGUCUCCCAAAAAACACACGGUCUUAACCAAAGAAAUUCAGGCACAUUCGCAAGGCACAGAGAGAACAGACAAGAGAGAGAUACAAAAAUCUUUUUUACCUUUUUUUUCUUUCUUGUCUUUUUCUUUUGUUCAUUCAACAACAGGAAAUUUUGAAUCUGUCUUUAGCUUGUCUCGUCAACGUCAUUAGACAAUGUUAAUUUUGUCUGCAAACAAAGCCUCCAUUUUCCCUGUUCCGAUGUUGGCGCAGUUACAUGUAUAGAUCUUGUUUUGCAGAAUUUUGAUGUGAUGAAAUAAAAGAGAGAAAUUUAAAGAAAAGUUGGUGUUUUUCUUUUUAUUUUUUGGCUGGGCUUUUGUCUAUCUGUUGAAAUUUUUUAUGAUUUAUAGGAUUUGGAUCUAAUUGUAAAGAGAAUAAAGAAGAAAUGGGGGUGGAUUAUUAUAAUAUAUUGAAGGUGAACAAGAAUGCAACAGAUGAUGAUCUCAAAAAAUCAUACAGGAGAUUGGCAAUGAAAUGGCAUCCCGACAAGAACCCAAACAACAAGAAGGAAGCUGAAGCCAAAUUCAAGCAGAUCUCUGAGGCCUAUGAGGUCCUGAGUGACCCUCAAAAAAGAGCAGUUUAUGAUCAGUAUGGUGAAGAAGGCUUGAAAGACAUGCCACCACCAGGCAGCAGCGGACCAUCAUUUGGAAAUGGCACUGGUGGUCUAAAUGGGUUUAAUCCUAGGAAUGCGGAGGACAUCUUUGCAGAGUUCUUUGGGAGUAGUCCUUUUGGAUUUGGGUCAUCAGGACCUGGUAGGUCUUCAAGAUUCCAUUCUGAUGGAGGGAUGUAUGGAGGAUUUGGUUCGACUGACAACAUUUUUCGAACUUACAGUGAGGGGACUGUACCCAGGAAACCUCCCCCAGUUGAGAGCAAAUUGCCUUGCAGCCUUGAGGAGCUUUACACUGGAUCAACGAGGAAGAUGAAGAUUUCUAGAACUGUUGUCAAUUCGGCUGGGCGGCAAGUACAGGAAACAGAAAUAUUAACCAUUGAUGUGAAGCCAGGGUGGAAGAAAGGAACGAAGAUUACUUUCCCAGAUAAAGGGAAUGAGCAACCAAAUCAGCUUCCAGCAGACCUUGUAUUUGUCAUUGAUGAGAAACCCCAUGAUUUUUACAAAAGAGAUGGCAACGACCUUGUUGUCAACCAAAGGGUGUCACUAGCAGAGGCACUUGGGGGCACAACGGUAAAUCUCGUUACUCUGGAUGGGCGUAGUUUGUCAUUGCCUGUGACCGAUAUUAUCAGCCCUGGUUAUGAACUUGUUGUUGCCAGGGAAGGAAUGCCUAUAGCAAAGGAGCCUGGUAAUAGAGGUGAUCUUAGAAUCAAAUUUGAGGUGAAGUUCCCGACAAGGUUGACUCCAGAGCAACGAGCCGGACUCAAACGUGCUCUAGGGGGUUGAAGUAGGAAGUAUUCCAUAUGUACCAAAACCAUUAUUUCCAGGCAGGACUUAAACACCGAAGCUGUCUCUGUUAGAGUAAUUGACUGGCAUCUUCAACAGGGAGAGUUACCUUGCCUGUGUAUCAUAGUUUACCGCCCGAUCAUCGUGUUGGGUACAUUGAACUUGCCUCAAUCAGUAUCUUCCAACUCCUUUUGGCCAAAAAAUAUCCCACCCCCGUCACCUAAUAUUCAUUUUGUUUUUAUUUUUAUUAUUUUUAUUUUUAUUAUUUUCUUUCCCAUCGUUUGUUUUGUUUAAUUGCUUAGAUUCUAUACAAGUAAGGCGUUGAAAUUCUCAUUUUCCAUACAAGAUAUCCAUCUGCAACAUGUAUAAUCCAUUCUCCAGUCCAUCUGUAAUUGUAACUUUUCGAAGUGAUAAUAUAUGGAUUUAUUCAACAAGCC